This is a messenger RNA of Sodiomyces alkalinus F11, 1668 nucleotides long. Its product is annotated as methionine adenosyltransferase. Gene Ontology annotation, molecular function: methionine adenosyltransferase activity; ATP binding. Bases 200 to 1390 code for a protein of 396 amino acids. Gene Ontology annotation, biological process: S-adenosylmethionine biosynthetic process. The record is from RefSeq and is a predicted model, not a curated record. Lineage: Eukaryota; Fungi; Ascomycota; Sordariomycetes; Glomerellales; Plectosphaerellaceae. The transcript has 3 exons. Gene Ontology annotation, cellular component: cytosol.
CUCAUUCUGCACCUUGCGCCCCAAAUCUUACACGUGUCCAUACACUUCAUACCAGUGUCGAGGGCAUCCUUCUUGCUUGCUUUCCUCCUCCUAAUCUCUCCUUCAACGCACACGUCAGCCCUUCACCUUUUACGCGUCGUUUUCUCUCCUUUCCUCCUCCCCCCACCCCCCGCAACUUCCUCUUCGGACAUAUUCCAAGAUGUCUUCCACCAACGGCACCAAUGGUAUCCCCAAGCACAGGGAGGGUACUUUCCUAUUCACCUCCGAGUCUGUCGGUGAGGGUCACCCCGACAAGAUUGCCGACCAGGUUUCCGAUGCUAUCCUCGAUGCCUGCCUUGCUGAGGAUCCCCUUUCCAAGGUUGCUUGCGAGACCGCUACCAAAACCGGCAUGAUCAUGGUCUUUGGUGAGAUCACCACCAAGGCCAAGCUCGACUACCAGAAGGUUGUCCGGGAGGCUGUCAAGGGUAUCGGCUAUGACGAUUCCUCCAAGGGAUUCGACUACAAGACUCUCAACCUUCUUGUCGCCAUUGAGGAGCAGUCUCCCGAUAUCGCUCAGGGUCUCCACUACGAGCAGGCCCUCGAGCAGCUGGGUGCCGGUGACCAGGGUAUCAUGUUCGGCUAUGCCACCGAUGAGACUCCUGAGCUCUUCCCCCUGACCCUGCUCCUGUCCCACCAGCUUAAUGCUGCCAUGGCUGCUGCCCGCCGCGACGGGUCCCUGCCUUGGCUGCGCCCCGAUACCAAGACUCAAGUCACCAUUGAGUACAAGCACGACAACGGUGCCGUCGUUCCCCAGCGUGUCCACACCGUCGUUGUCUCCGCCCAGCACAGCGCCGACAUCACGACCGAGCAGCUGCGCAAGGAGAUCAAGGAGAAGAUCAUCAAGAAGGUUAUCCCCGCGCAGUACCUCGACGACGAGACCGUCUACCAUAUUCAACCUUCCGGCCUCUUCAUCAUUGGUGGCCCUCAGGGUGACGCCGGUCUGACUGGCCGUAAGAUCAUCGUCGACACCUACGGUGGCUGGGGUGCUCACGGUGGCGGUGCCUUCUCGGGCAAGGACUUCUCCAAGGUCGACCGCUCGGCCGCCUACCUCGCCCGGUGGAUCGCCAAGUCCCUCAUUGCCGCCGGCCUGGCCCGUCGUGCUCUCGUCCAGCUUUCGUAUGCCAUUGGUGUUGCCGAGCCCCUCUCCAUCUACGUCGACACUUAUGGCACCUCCGAGAAGACUUCGGAUGAGCUCGUCGAGAUCAUCCACAAGAACUUUGACCUCCGGCCCGGUGUCAUCGUCCGUGAGCUCAGCCUGGACCGUCCCAUCUACCUCCAGACUGCCAAGAACGGCCACUUUGGCACCAACCAGAGCUUCACCUGGGAGCAGCCCAAGCCCCUCACCUUCUAAGGGGUUUCCGCCGAGGCUUCAUCGGGGAGCGUUCAACAAGCUUUCCGUUUCUGCUAUGAAUAGACGAUCUCAUCUUUGUUUUUUUAAGACGACUUGGGCAGGUUAUCAAAUUCGGCGUAUGGUUCUCAACGAAUCCCAGAUUUUAGCCAUCUAACGGCUAAGGCAAUGGCAUGUUCUUGACUUUUUUCUUGGUUCCUUUUUUUUUUUUUUUUUUUUUGCAACGAGCGGCGGGGCAAAAAAACUUUCGGGAGGAAAAUCACAUCGGACAUGGAUCGGAG